UCGUCCAUCAUCGUCUUUCGAUCUCGAUCUCAUCCUCUUUCUGAUUCCCGUUCAUCUCUUUCUGGAAGGCUGUGUCGAUCAUGGAGAUGGAGCGAGUGGUAGAGUUUCCACAUGCGCACAUGGAUCGUAGGCCCCGAAAGAGGCCUCGAUUGGGUUGGGACGUCGCUCCCGACGAUCCUAAGGCUCAGCUAGCAUUGUUUUGUCGACAAGAGGUUGGGAAUGUGUCAAGCUUUGCAUCUUCAAUGGCACUCUCGGACCAUAUCUAUUCCUCUUUCAUAGUUAAGGAGGUUGCUCGAAAUGGUUCUCCCCCUUGGCGAGAAGAUGACAAAGAUGGGCAUUACAUGUUUGCGCUUGGCGAAAAUUUAACUUCUCGCUAUAAGAUACACAGCAAAAUGGGUGAAGGCACUUUUGGCCAGGUUCUGGAAUGUUGGGAUAGAGAAAGGGAAGAAAUGGUUGCCAUUAAAAUUGUUCGUGGUGUUAAAAAGUAUCGUGAUGCUGCUAUGAUAGAAGUUGAUGUAUUGCAGCAGCUAGGAAAACAUGAUAAAGGUGGCAACCGUUGUGUGCAAAUACGGAACUGGUUUGACUAUCGUAACCAUGUUUGUAUUGUGUUUGAGAAGCUUGGACCGAGCUUAUACGAUUUUCUUCGGAAAAACAAUUACCGCUCAUUUCCCAUUGAUCUUGUUCGCGAGAUUGGCAGACAACUUUUGGAAUGUAUAGCAUUUAUGCAUGAUUUAUGCCUUAUUCACACUGACUUGAAGCCUGAGAACAUUCUCCUGGUGUCUCCAGAGUAUGUAAAAAUUCCUGAUUACAAGAUUUCUUCGCGGUCUCCGAAGGAUGGUUCAUACUUUAAAAGGGUGCCAAAAUCUAGUGCCAUUAAGGUAAUUGAUUUUGGCAGUGCAACUUAUGACCGCAAGGAUCAGAAUUACAUUGUGUCUACCCGACACUAUCGGGCACCUGAAGUUAUACUGGGGCAUGGGUGGAGUUAUCCUUGUGACAUUUGGAGUAUUGGUUGUAUUUUAGUGGAGUUGUGCUCGGGAGAUGCUUUGUUCCAAACGCAUGAGAACCUAGAACAUCUUGCCAUGAUGGAAAGGGUGCUUGGUUCUUUCCCACAACACAUGUUGAAAAGAGUAGACCGCAACGCGGAGAAGUAUGUGAGAAGGGGACGGUUGGACUGGCCAGAAGGUUCGACCUCGCGAGAAAGUAUCAAGGCUGUUCAGAAGCUUCCUCGGCUUCAGAACUUAAUUAUGCAGCAAGUAGAUCAUUCAGCUGGGGAUUUGAUACAUCUCUUGCAAGGGCUUCUAAGGUAUGAUCCCACAGAGAGGUUGACAGCAUGGGAUGCCCUCAGUCAUCCGUUUUUCACGAGGAGCGGCGGCCAUUUAAGGAGGACAUAAGGCUAGUGCAGAGCUUUGCCCCUUGAUGAGUGUAUAGUGUGCGGGAAUUCUUGUGUCCUCGUUAAAAAAAAAAAAAAAAAAGAGUUGAAGGCUCUUUCUCAACUAUUGUAAAUAUGCUAACCCUGGAUCAUUAAAAGUAACUUGGUUCUGCUGGA
Diospyros lotus (date-plum) is the source of this 1546-nucleotide messenger RNA. Its product is annotated as serine/threonine-protein kinase AFC2-like. The record is from RefSeq and is a predicted model, not a curated record. The coding region runs from base 81 to 1391 and encodes 436 amino acids. Gene Ontology annotation, cellular component: nucleus. NCBI's taxonomy places the organism in Eukaryota, Viridiplantae, Streptophyta, Magnoliopsida, Ericales, Ebenaceae. Gene Ontology annotation, molecular function: ATP binding; protein kinase activity. Gene Ontology annotation, biological process: protein phosphorylation. The transcript is spliced from 12 exons.